Adineta ricciae is the source of this 312-nucleotide messenger RNA. The record is from the annotation of a GenBank genome assembly. Lineage: Eukaryota; Metazoa; Rotifera; Eurotatoria; Adinetida; Adinetidae.
AUGAAAAAGCGCGAUCGACGACUCCGCACAGAUGUUGAACUAUGUGAGGAUACUUGGCAAGUGGUCAAAGAAUCUGUUCGGCAGUUAAGACACGAGAAUAAACGAAAUGUGAUUUGGAAAAACUUUCGAAACGGUGAACAUGUCGAUAACAUUUUACCUCAAUCUCAGGCUAAUGAUGGCAAUCCUUCGUCGCGCGUCAUCGCGGAAAAUGAUGAAAAAACAUGUAAACAUGAGGAAUGGACGCCUGUCGUAGCUUUAUUGAUGAUUAUUUUUAUAGAUCUUUCGGUACACAUGGGUGGCCAAUUGUCGUAG